AACAAGGUAACCAUAGGGAAUCCAUUCACAAAUUAAAUAGGUGCGCUCAAAUAUAUUUUCCAAAUUGUGAAAUUGUGCACGUAAACAUGUACAAGUUUGUCUCUCGCCCUCUGCUUUGUCGCCAGUUUAGCGGCAAGGUUAAGAAGUUGUCUAGCAAACUCUCAAAUACCCAACGUCCGCCCAAGGAUCCCCCAGAUGAGGGCUACGAGCCGACGUGUAUCGAUCAUGAUGGUAUUCAAGUGUCGGAAUUUGUGAGACCAUCAGCCUUUCGGCAGUUUAGUGGCCCUGAUGAGAAGUUGGGACCAGGAGCUGGAAAAGGACUCGAAUACAAGAAUGCCCAAUAUUUUGGCUAUCAUCGAUUCUCUUUUGUUGAGCUUCAGAGUCAUGCCGUGGAGAUGCGAGACGAUCGUCGACUCAGUGGGGGCAUACAAGAUGCUAUCGAAGCGGACGAGGAGGAGGAGUGCAACGACGCCAGUGUGAAGACCAUGAAGGAAAUGGAAUCGGAAUGCGACAAGAUAAUCGCUGUUCAGGCCAAGCAGCUGGAAGAGGCCGAACAGAAGGCUAAGCAACUGGAGGCUAAGAAACAGCAGGAACUCUGCGAAGCUCAAGAGAAGAAGAAACAGGAAGAGAUGGAAUGGUGCAAGAAGAAAGCGGAGGAAACAAAGGCGGUGAAAAUCAACACAUUGCUAGAGAUGACAGAUGAGCAGCUGAAAGAGUGGUGCGAUAAGUCCCUCAAGGCACAGCUGGAGGAGAAGAAUAAGUCAGAGGAGGAAGACAAAUGUGACGCGGAGCAAAACAACAAGGAGGCGGAAAAAUGCGAAGAAGAGUGCAAGAAAAAGGAAGACGAACUAAAGAUGAUCUGUGAGGCGGAGCAAAAGAAGAAAGAAGAGGAAUUGAAGAUGAAGUGUGAAUCAGAAGAAAAUAAGAAAGAAGAGGAACUAAGGAUGAAAUGUGAGGCGGAGCAAAAGAAGAAAGAAGAAGAAGAAAUGAAGAUGAAAUGUGAGGCGGAGCAAAAGAAGAAAAAAGAGGAAUUGAAAAUGAAAUGUGAGCAAAAGAAGAAAGAAGCAGAAGAGGAAACAAAAUGUGGGAUGGGGAAUGAUAAGAAACCCACCUCUGGAGCAGAUGGAGAUGGGAGCAACAAUAAGAAAUAAACAAAACAAUUAUUAAGAAAAAAUACUUUAUAAAUUAAUUGGCAGCCAAAAGUAUGUCAAAGUUUUUAAAUAAAAUUACGGAACUACCGCUAACACCA
Molecule: messenger RNA, 1249 nt
Organism: Drosophila obscura
Lineage: Eukaryota; Metazoa; Arthropoda; Insecta; Diptera; Drosophilidae
Product: axoneme-associated protein mst101(2)
Exons: 1
Coding region: 87-1151 (354 amino acids)
Cellular component (GO): mitochondrion
Source: RefSeq, a predicted model, not a curated record